CAGUUUGGGAAAUGUGCCGCCUGUGAAUGGCCGCACCAUGAACAUUUGGGAAGCGACCCUGGCUUUCUUGGUUGUGGUCUUGAUCCUCGUGUCACUGCUGUCCAAUGUGCUGGUGCUGAUCUGCUUCUUGUACAGCGCGGACAUCCGCAAGCAGGUCCCCGGAUUGUUCAUCCUCAACCUGACAUUCUCCAACCUGUUGAUGACUGUUCUGAACAUGCCCCUCACCCUGGCCGGGAUCAUUUACAAGAAGCAACCCGGAGGGGAUCAGCUUUGCCACGUCGUGGGAUUCCUGGAGACUUUCUUGACCACUAACUCCAUGCUCAGCAUGGCCGCGCUGAGCAUAGACAGAUGGAUCGCGGUGGUCUUCCCUCUAAGUUACCACUCCAAAAUGCGGUACAAGGAUGCUGCUCUGAUACUGAGCUACACGUGGUUACACGCCGUGUCCUUCCCAGUCGUGGCAGCGUCUCUCUCCUGGCUGGGUUUCCAUCCCCUCUAUGCCUCCUGCACCCUGUACAGCAAGAGACCGGAGGAGAGGACUCAGUUUGUGAUUUUCACUGGGGUCUUUCACACCCUCAGCUUCCUCCUCUCCCUCGUAGUGUUGUGCUUCACCUACCUAAAAGUGCUGAAGGUGGCACGGUUUCACUGUAAACGGAUUGACGUGAUUACCAUGCAGACCCUGGUGCUGCUGGUGGACAUCCAUCCCAGUGUACGAGAACGUUGUCUAGAAGAACAAAAGAGACGGAGACAACGAGCAACAAAGAAAAUUAGUACCUUUAUUGGUACUUUUAUACUUUGUUUUGCACCUUAUGUAAUUACAAGACUGGUAGAGUUAUCAUCUAUAGUCCCCAUCAGUUCCCACUGGGGAAUCAUUUCCAAGUGCUUGGCUUACAGCAAAGCUGUUUCAGACCCUUUUGUGUACUCUUUAUUACGACAUCAGUACAAGAAGACAUGGAAGGACAUAAUAAACAAGAUUCUUAAAAGAAGCUCCAUAAAUUCUUCAGCCCUCACAAGCGAAUCACACAAUCAGAAUAUAUUGCAGACUGAAUGAAUGAGGACGCUGGCACAGAAUCUCCAUGAAAGAUGGAAGAAUACAAAGGAGAGAGGGGAAAAUCACACACAGCUCUCAUUAGCAAUGGUUAUGAAAGUUAUGCGCUGAAGUUCACAGUCUAGCUUGUACCUCAUCAUCAGCCUAUCUAACAACUUUCAUAGUGAAGCUAGCAGCUUCACACGUCCUUCGGUUGACAUGAAGUGUUGUGAUUCAUACCUGACCUGCAGGCUCUUCAGACACAAAUAUCCCAUUGACUUCAAUGCAAUCUGAUGCAUCAAUAAAGGGUCAUGGCCUUAGCUGAAGGAGUCAAAGAAGUGGCAGGAGCAAAAAUGUUGCAGUGUCCAUUUUAAUGCUACUACAAAAAGCUGCAGUGUGUAUCCCCAGUUUGCACAAGUUGCCAGCUCUAUGUGAUACUUCGCCCCAACCCUCUUGCUAGAAUUACAUAAUCUAGCUGCUUGAAUAGAUCCCUAUGGAGUUUAAUAGAAAAUUAUCUGUUUACCUGAGUGGAUGUACCCUUAUUUGGCUCCUUUGCAGUAGGACCUGAGGACCGUUUUCUAUAUACCCUUUGGAUCUGUCCUGUAAUACUAAACAGAGAAUGAUGUCUUCUAUAGAGUGCUAGAGGACAUAUUUCCUUAUGAAAUCAUGUAGGUUCUCAGACUAAUUUCUAUAGAACCCUCUUGGUUUUCUUCCCAUACAAUUCUAGCAGAUUUUCUAUAGAAUAUAUGGGAAUAAGAGAUCUUGGUAUUUAUGUCCCUUUCUUCAACUCCCUUGUCUAGUUAUCUGAAUUGUAUAGGAAAUGAUUUUACCCAAUAAGGGUAUGUCUAGACCACAUGACUCUGUUGAUGGAGCCAUUUCACGAGGCAUACUGGGGUGGUCAACAAAGCCUUCCCUUGUCAACCAUGGCGCAUCCAGACUACUGCGCUGUGCUGCCAAACAGCUGAUCGGCACAGCGCAGCGGCCAUUUUGAUGUAAAUGAAGCGGCGAUUAUUUAAAUCACUGCUUCAUUUUCCUAUGUCUAGUAAACUCAUCUACAUGACUCCGUUGAUGGAGCUAUGUAGUCUAGACACAUCCCAUCUGACUGCAGGGCUGGACUGAUUUCCCAGAAAGUUUUCAAUGAGUAUCUUCAUUUUAUUCACCACACCUUUAUUAAUCCUGAAAAGCUUUACAUGGUUAUGGUUUUGAUGAUUAGUUUUUUAGGAGAAGUAAGAGGUGAUUUGAAGUAGAGCUAGGCCCAGUGGUGAACCCUGGGCCUAAACUUCAUGUUUCCAAAAUGGAUUGGCCAAAAAUCAAGUAUCCAAAUUCUCCUGAAUUUGUGGGUCAAAAUCUGGAUCAAGAUUUGAACUUCCCAAACUUGAAGAUAUUAAAUUUAGCUCCUUCUAGAAGUAAAUUCAAUCUGGAGACUUCAAUCUGAACUCCACUUUGAAGCUAAUCCCAUCUCUCCUUUAGAGGUAUGAUUUUCCCCCCUCUUUUAUUAGGGUACAUCUACACA
Messenger RNA from Pelodiscus sinensis (Chinese soft-shelled turtle), 2537 nucleotides. It is a transcript of the gene GPR26, whose product is annotated as G protein-coupled receptor 26. NCBI's taxonomy places the organism in Eukaryota, Metazoa, Chordata, Testudines, Trionychidae. Gene Ontology annotation, biological process: adenylate cyclase-activating G protein-coupled receptor signaling pathway. Gene Ontology annotation, cellular component: membrane. The record is from RefSeq and is a predicted model, not a curated record. Gene Ontology annotation, molecular function: G protein-coupled receptor activity.